This is a messenger RNA of Patiria miniata (bat star), 1767 nucleotides long. It is a transcript of the gene hsdl1, whose product is annotated as inactive hydroxysteroid dehydrogenase-like protein 1. The transcript has 7 exons. Bases 36 to 1061 code for a protein of 341 amino acids. The record is from RefSeq and is a predicted model, not a curated record. Lineage: Eukaryota; Metazoa; Echinodermata; Asteroidea; Valvatida; Asterinidae.
AAACAAUCAAAACAUUUAACACAGAAGAUCUAAAUAUGGCGGUCGCAGUAGACAGCGUGCGUUUUCUGCUGCAUGAAGUCUCACGUUCGUUUCAGAUUUACAACGAAGUCUUGACCAUCGCAGGGGCGUAUUUUGUCCUGCAGAAGGCCUUGAAGACGUUGCUUCAAGUCGAAGAGGUCGUCAGGAUACAUUUCUGGCCGCGAUUGCCAGGCAGAAAUCGGGAUCUGGUCGGAGAAUUCGGGAAGUGGGCAGUUGUUACAGGGUCAACGGACGGCAUUGGCAAAGCCUACGCCCAGGCUCUAGCAAGCCAUGGAGUGAACAUUAUACUGAUCAGCCGCUCAGCGGACAAGCUUAAGAAGGUGGCCAAGGAUCUGGAAACAAACUUCAACAUAAAGACCAAAACGAUACAGGCGGACUUCAGUCAAGGAGGUGAAAUCUACGAUGAUAUCGAACGACAGAUGCAGGGUCUACAGAUAGGAAUUCUGGUGAACAAUGUUGGUGCCAUGGAUAUACCGCAGUACUUCCUCAACAUGAAAUCUGAAAGACUUUGGCAGCUGAUAAAUAUUAAUAUAGGAGCGGCUACUUUGAUGACUAAAAUCCUGAUGCCGCAGAUGGUGGAGAGAAAGCGAGGAGCUGUGGUCAAUAUAUCAGCAGCUGCAUCUAUCCACCCCAACCCACAGCUGGCUGUGUAUCAUGCAUGCAAGACUUACCUGGAUUAUUUCACCAGGGCCCUGCAAUAUGAAUACAAGACUAAGGGCAUCUUCAUACAGAGCCUGAUGCCUUCCUAUGUGGCAACAAAGAUGACAGAUUUUAAGGACGGUCCGCAUCAGUCCAGCCUAAUGAUUCCAUCGGCUUACCUGUACGCUAAGCACGCUGUGUCUACGCUGGGCCGAUCCACACAGACGACUGGCUACUGGCCUCACACGUUUCUGAUGUGGUUUUCUAGUCAACUACCAGAAAGUAUGUGGAUGUGGAGCGUUAGCAUCAUCAACAGCGCCCUCAGGAGACAAGCGAUGGCCAAGAGGCGUCGGCGCGCUUCAAAAGGACUCGCGCUUUCAUAGCGACAAUCCUACAGUUGUAUACCCAAGAAAAAAAUCAAAGUCGGUAAUAACGUAUUGAAAUCAAAUGUAUUUUUGUGUAUUUUUUAAAGUUUACAGGGCAGUUUAAUACAGCUUGAUUUUUUUUGUGGUAUUCUUUGAGUCACAUUAAAGGAACAAUUUUUAGGUGAAUAUUAAGUUUUAAAUGGGGCCAAACAUUAUUAGGCAUUCAAAUACAUGUACUAUCAAAUACUUACAAAAGAUUGAUUUUUGAGGCAGCUUUGUUUAUGCAAUCAUAGUGGUUUGGUUGCUUGUUUAUGUGUGCGACGUUUGCCCAGAAUUCUAGUGCAAUCUGUCCUGUUUUGUAGUCAAAUGGUCCGAUGAAUUUUAUGGAACACUUUGCAUUUCUUUGCUUUUUACUUUGCAGGUUUUAAAUUAAAUUUAAAGUGAGGCCACAUUUAAGAUUUGCAGUGAUUUGGACUACUUAGGGUUAGAGAAUGAAUUUUAAACAGGUUCAUAUUUUAGCAAUAAUGUAACUUGGAAAUUUUACGCAAAUCAUUGGAUGUGAAAAUAAUAACUUGUCAGGAUGGUCGUUAUUGUACAGAUAUAGAAUUUUACUUUUUUUGUACGGAUUCUACUUAUGUAACAAAUCCCCUUUGAGAAGGAUAUAGUUGAAUGUGAAAUAAAAAUACCAUGUAAGUGAAUAAAAAAUCGACAAUUUUUUCCUUGA